Molecule: messenger RNA, 1726 nt
Organism: Nelumbo nucifera (sacred lotus)
Lineage: Eukaryota; Viridiplantae; Streptophyta; Magnoliopsida; Proteales; Nelumbonaceae
Product: acetyl transferase 1
Molecular function (GO): acyltransferase activity, transferring groups other than amino-acyl groups
Source: RefSeq, a predicted model, not a curated record
AUUCCUACCAAAUUUUGGCGAAGUUAUUUUCUUCCCCUCUUCUUAUAAAUGCUUUGCAACUAAUACCAGUACCGGUCUCCCCACUUAAUCUUAUCCUCUUCCCCCCUCCCUAUAAAUAAACUCUGCCCAACUUAUUUUCCUCCCUACUAAAUCGCAACGUUGUGUUUCUUUUUUCUUUUUUCUGGUGAGGAUGUCGGGUGCCAAGACAAUCGUGGAGGUGUGUUCAAAACUGACGGUCGUCUCCGACACCCCCACUCGGCCGGGGAAGACAUUUUCACUGUCCCUGCUCGACCAUACCAUGGGCCUUCACACCCUUCACAUUGUGUUCUACUACCGCCACAAAUGGUCCAACUCCGACGAUCUCGGUCGGCUCAGGGAGUCCUUAGCAGACGUCCUGAAUUAUUACCCGCCGAUCACGGGGCGGUUUCAGAAAGGGGAGGACGGGAACUGGGUGGUGGCGUGCAACGACGCCGGAGUUAGAAUCCUGAAGUCGAAUGUCCAUACUACGCUCGACGAUUGGCUGAAAUCUGCAGAGGGGUCCGAGGAGAGAGAUCUGACGGUCUGGGAGGAUAUGCCCGAAGAUCCAACCCUCUGGUCACCAUUCCGUAUUCAGCUGAAUGAAUUUGAAGGGGAAGGCAUGGCAAUCGGGCUAAGUUGUUCGCACAUGCAUGCAGACCCAACCUGUGCUACCAUAUUCUUCAAGUCGUGGACGGAGACUUACCGACGUGAUGCCAUCAAACACUCCCCAUUCUUCCACCCACCUGGACUCCGGGGCCGACCUAGCCCCAACACAAACACCGAGUCUGCCAAGUAUUAUGCAGCCAAAUCAAAGGCCGAACCCCCCUCCCCUGUUAAAAUGUCCACCGCCACCUUCCGGUUCUCAGAAGCAGCAAUUCAAAAAUGUCUCUCGGAGGUCCAAAACCAAUGCCCUGAUGCUACUCCCUUCGAUGUUCUCGCGGCACUCUUCUGGACAUCCGCAGUACGCGCCAAGACAGCUCCAGAGGCCAUUCCUGAGCAGAAACGCAGCCUCUCCAUUUGUAUCGACAUUAGGAAACUCAUGCACGCCCCACUCCCCCAUGGUUACUUUGGCAAUGCUCUCUAUUUUUCCUUGGUUUCAUCGGAGGCGGGGAAGAUGGAUGAAGGGGGUUUAGCUUAUGUGGCUGGGCUCGUACGAAGCCAUAUGUCGAGCCUAAAGGAAGAGGAUUUCUGGUCAGCCAUAGAUUGGAUCGAAUCGCAGAAGGAGGGCGGCAAGUUUGCACCAGCUUGGAGGAUGUAUGGUCCAGAGCUAACAUGUGCCAACAUGGAGCACCUGUUUUCUUACUCUGCAAUGUUAGAGGAGUUGAAGCCUGUGCACGUCUCAUAUCAUAUAGGGAAUGUAGAGGGUGAAGGGUUGAUUUUGGUGCUCCCAUCACCGGAAGAGGGGCUUGGACGGACGGUUAUGGUAACUUUGCCGGAGGAUCAGACAGUUCAGCUAUGCAAGGAUCCAGCUAUUUUGUCCCUACAGCCCACUAUGCUUCUCUGUGGGAAGAGCAAUAGUUUCUCUCUCUCUUCAUAAAUUUGGGAUAUGGAGUAGUUAGUGCCAGUUUAUUUUUUUUUCAGGUAAAAGAGUGGUGACUAAAUUAUAUUGUGGGUAAAGUUGUACAAGGUAGCAUAUUCACGGUAGAAUGAAUUUGAUAUUUAUAAGCAUUUUAAGUUAAAAGAUGAAUUAAAGUGUUCUUAGUUCUAG